Molecule: messenger RNA, 4740 nt
Organism: Psilocybe cubensis
Lineage: Eukaryota; Fungi; Basidiomycota; Agaricomycetes; Agaricales; Agrocybaceae
Product: Kinesin-like protein
Exons: 20
Coding region: 1-4740 (1579 amino acids)
Biological process (GO): cytoskeleton-dependent intracellular transport; microtubule-based movement
Cellular component (GO): kinesin complex; microtubule
Molecular function (GO): ATP hydrolysis activity; ATP binding; microtubule motor activity
Source: RefSeq, a predicted model, not a curated record
AUGGCAGAAGCAGGGGAUUCUGGGAACAUCAAGGUCGUGGUGCGAUGUCGACCACUCAAUUCUCGAGAGCUGGCUCGUGGAGCAAAGUGCCUUAUUCGAAUGCAGGGAAACCAAACUAUCAUCGACCCUCCUGAAGCAGGCUCCGCCCAGGACUCUAAACGAGCGACGGAACGCAAAUCUAUGGCCUUUAGCUUUGACAAGAGUUACUGGUCAGCUGGUCCUCGAGACGAUCCUGGGUAUUGCUCACAACAGACUCUGUACGACGACUUGGGAAAGGAACUUUUAGAUCAUGGAUUUUCUGGGUUUAAUGCUUGCAUUCUUGCUUACGGUGCCGACAAGGGGAUAAUUCCGCUCACAUGCUCUGAAUUGUUCGAACGAGUGAACAACAAGAAAGCGGAUGACCCAAAUCUCAACUUCACUGUUGAAGUUUCAUAUAUCGAAAUCUACAACGAGAAAGUACGGGACUUGCUCAAUCCAAAGAACACAGGAAACCUCAGGGUUCGUGAGCAUCCGAGCUUAGGACCUUACGUCGAGGAUCUGAGCAAGUUGGUCGUUGGAAGUUACGAUGAAAUGAUGACCCUCAUGGACGAGGGUAAUAAGGCACGUACGGUGGCCGCAACAAACAUGAACGAAACUUCCUCCCGUUCUCAUGCCGUAUUUACGCUUCUUCUGACGAUGAAAAAACGAGAUGAGGCCACAAACUUAGAGACAGAGAAAGUCUCGCGCAUCAGCCUGGUCGAUCUGGCAGGAUCUGAACGCGCAAACUCAACGGGCGCGACGGGCCAGCGGCUAAAAGAGGGUGCCAAUAUCAAUAAGUCGCUGACCACUCUCGGUAAGGUCAUCUCGUCGCUGGCGAUGGCGAGCCAGAACGAAGGCAAGAAGGGCAAGAAGGGCAAAGCGGAGGACUUCGUCCCUUAUCGCGAUUCCGUACUCACCUGGCUGCUCAAGGACAGUCUUGGUGGUAAUUCGAAGACGGCUAUGAUUGCGGCCAUCGCACCAGCUGAUUACGAGGAAACAUUGAGUACGCUGCGGUAUGCCGAUCAGGCGAAGAAGAUCAAGAACAAGGCGGUGGUGAACGAGGAUCCGAACGCGAAGCUCGUGCGUGAACUCAAAGAAGAGCUCGAGAUGCUGAAAGCGCGCGUUGCCGGUGCAACUUCGGAAUCUACAUACGAUCCUAGUGUACCUCCAGAAAAGCAAAAAGUAACAUACCAAACAAAGGACGGUCGGAUCAAGACAGUCACGAAAGCAGAGCUCCAGGAGCAAAUGGAGGCGAGCGAGAAACUUAUGGAGAGUUUGAAUGAGACUUGGGAAGAGAAACUGCAAAGAACUCAAGAGGUGCAGAAGGAACGGGAGAAGGCUCUCGAGGAACUGGGCAUUACGGUGGAAAAGAAUCUCGUCGGUGUCCAUACACCAAAGAAGAUGCCUCAUCUUGUUAAUUUAAAUGAAGAUCCACUUAUGAGCGAGUGCUUAAUCUACCAGCUUAAACCAGGAAAGACUAUGAUUGGCCGACUUGAUAGUGAACUCCCUGCCGCAAUUCGGCUGAGUGGAGAUAACAUCCUCGAGGAGCACUGCUAUUUCGAGAACACAGAAGGCAAGGUUACGAUCGUGUGCAUGCCAAACAGCGUUACAUUUUUAAAUGGCAAGCAGCUUGAGCCAGGACAACCUCAUAAGCUUCGCUCUGGGUUCCGGAUCAUUCUCGGGGAUAAUCAUGUAUUCAGGUUCAAUAAUCCAGAGGAAGUGCGUAGGCAGCGGGAUAGGGCUACCAUGAAAACAAAUAUGCACCUAAGCGUCUCCGCUGGCGACAUUGACAGCGAGAAUUCACCGCGCCCACAAUCACCCACAUCCUCGACUGAUGAACAAUUCGACGUCGAUUGGAACUUUGCGAAGCGUGAAGCGGCCUUCGCAAAACUGGGUUUGGACCCUGCUCUUGACAACCUUCCUGAUGAGGACUUGAAUAAACUAUUCGAGAAAAUCACGAAAGUCAAGACUCUGCGAGAUCAUAAUUCGAAAGCUCGUCCGGAGAGUAGUCUGAGUCAAGUUGACGACAUCUGGAGUGAAACUAGCAGACCACAAACUAGCGAUGCUAAUACGGAUGACACUAGCCUGUAUGCGGGACCGAGUUACACUGGAAGUCCAGCAGUCGAUGGCGAUCUCAAAGAGGUUCAAGAUCAGUUAGAAAAUAGGCUGCAGGAAAUUGGAGGAGAGACUAACGAAGCCGAAGAUCUCAAAAUCGAGAAGGAGCAUAUGGAGCACCAGCUGCGGCUCGUCCGCACGCAAAUGAAACGGCUCAUCGAAGCCCGAGCUAGAGGCGACAACGACGUAGUCGGAUUGGACUUCGAACCUGUCGUCUUUUCUGCACGCCAGCUAAGGUUGAUCAGAAAGGUGCUAGAUCGAUGGAGAGCACAUCGCUCGUUCUCGAUGGCGGAAAUAAUUUUAACAAACGCAGUCAUGAUCAAAGAGGCCAACGUUAUCAGCAAGGAGCUUCGGAAAGAGGUAUCAUAUAAUUUCACCAUCGCAUCUGGAGGUUCUUUAGCUGCCCCAACGUCGGCUGUGGAUACUAUAGCCGGUCUUGGUGAAUUCGGUGACGUCGCGGACCCCAUAUUGGCUUCUGCAACUCAACCAUCUGUUGCUGUUAAAGUACUCGAUAAAAGACAUAAUGCCAUUUAUGCAUGGUCUUUGGACCGUAUGCAGCAGCAAAUGCAACGAAUGCGAAAUUUAACGACGUAUAUUGACCGGCCUUCGUACACACAACAUUUCUCCUCCGACGAACCUUUCUUUGACUCCCCUCCCCCAGAGUAUUCCUUCAUUGGAAAUGCUCUCAUUUCAUUGGCGACACUUUCUCGGAAAUUAUCGUCGACUUCUACAGUACCCAUAUUCUGUCGCUACACAUCUGAAGCCAUCGGCUCAUGUAGAGUUGACAUCAAGAUCGUCAAUGUUGUGCUCUCUUCCAAAUAUCACUCGUCUCCACCCACCCGAUCAUCGUCACCAGCACCUGGAACAGUCCCCCCAGGAAGCAAACUGACUUUUUUCCUCACUAUUGAUCAAGUCAGAGGCUUAUCUUCACAUGAUUUUCGAGGUGUACAUCUUCAAGUGCGGCUGUCUUCAUUUGUAGGCACAUCAGUCACCGCUGAAGAAGUAUUUCCAUCACCGGCCUUGGACAUGGAUGUAUCCUCUCUCUCCGAGCUCAAAUUUAGGCGCAAUUUCUCUGUUAUCACAACGUCCAGGGUCCUGAACCACCUGCGACAGGGUUAUGCUCCUAUUGAAUUUUUUGCCGCUCUUAAACCCACCUAUCUGGAACGGAUGGAGCGAUGGGAUGAAUUGAGGGAACAAAAACAGUUCAUACGUCCCAAUUCGACCUCACCAUCCCCAGAACCACGGCCGGCCACCCUACCUCUAAUGCGCCGUUCUGAAACCGACUUUGUGGUAGAGCAGGUGCAUGACGUAGUCGCGUGGUUGCAGAUAUGUGAACUUGGGCCGGAAGGCUCUUAUAUUCCAGUUCCAGUUCUUUCGCAGGGUAACCUUGACCCGGGUGUAUUUUCAUUACAUCAAGGAUUGCAGAGGCGUAUCGUCAUUUCAUUGUCGUCAAACUCUGGUCAGCAGCUUCCAUGGCAGGAGUUUACAAAGGUUCGCAUUGGGAACGUUCGCCUCCUCGAUGCUAAAGGCCGCAUCCAUGAUUCGUCUUCGAAGGCACUUGUCACACUGCCGCUGCUCCAAGAUCAAAUUGUUGAAUUUAAACCCGACGGGUCAGGUACACUUACUGGUGAAGCUCUCUGGGAUUCCAGUGUACACGAUUCUGUUCUUCUCAACCGUGUCACUGCAUCUAAUCAGCGUGUCAUGGUGCAAAUUACAUGGGCAAUUGCGGUCGAAAUCUGCAGUGAUCCCGUACAAUUUAGUAUGGACAUUGCAGUCGCCAUGCAGACUCGAGACGCUGGUCCACCUUCAAAAAUUCUCACGUUUUUCGGAUCCAGCAAAAUCUUGUCCAAGACUAGCACUCUAUUCACUGUGCGGUUAUCGCCACCUUUAACGCGUUCUGCGAAAGAUUUAUGGCGGCUAGAUACAUCGGAGAAGUAUGUCAGAGGAGAAGAAAGUCUUGGUAUCUGGAAACCUCGGGGGAUAUCUGUUGUGGAAGAUUAUUCCAGAUUGAUUACAACAGAAAGACGGGCGGCCGAUGUUCAGGCUAUUAGAGUCAUUUUGACUGCCUCGCCUCCUAAACCCAUCGCUCAGGAUACACUCGCAUGGCGAGCAAACGACCUGCUGAGAAAAUCCGUUUCUUUGUGGCAGAAACAAUUUGGACACCGUGGAAAAAUUAUUUUGAGUCAAGACCCUGCCGACCCUGAGGAAAACGGUACAUCUAAACAAACGCCGGACAGACCAGUACCUGAUGGUUUAAAGUUAACCUCCGAAACCAAAGUUGUUCCCCGGAGCGACGGCUCAACGAAAAAAGGUCAUCUGAUGAUCCUCACAGAUGCCAGUCAGGAUAUCUGGGAACGAAAGUGGUUUGUUUUGAAGAGGCCCUACCUUCACAUUUUUGCUCACUCCAACGAGCUGGAAGAAACAGGUAUAAUCAGCCUAACAGGAGUUAAUGUUGAAAGCGACCCUCAUAAAGAGUCGUUGCUUGGGAAGCCUAACUCCUUUACUCUAUUCACGUCUUCGAACUCCCAUGCUCUCGCCGCCCCAACCCCUAAGGAAUUACAGUCGUGGAUAACCAAGUUAGAUCCCACUCGAUUGCCUCAAACUUGA